AUGCCUGUUCACGGAGGCAACAUCACCCCCAGCCCAUCCUCCAAGGAUGAUGGCAUCAACAAAGGUGGCACCAAAGACGGCAGUCCCAAGACUCCUACCAAUGUCAAGAGUGACAAGAAGAAACUCGCUCAGAUUGAGUUGACUCCAACUGAGUCCCUGCUCUUUUUCAACAUGCCAUUAACCAGUCUCCCUCUUAGUGCAUCUGUGGAUUGGGCUGCUGUAGCAGUUCAUUCCAACUUGAAGAAUGCAGCGUCUGCUAAGAUACUCAAAAAGCACGGCCUAAUGGACCACGCCCCCGAGACUCCGAGAUCUCAGGCUCAGAAGCGAAAGGCGGCAAUGAAAUCUCAAGAGAGUGUGGAUGAUGAUGAGGAGGAUGUCGACUCCUCCUAUAAUCCCGGCCCUGGAAUCGCAAAUGCAGAUGGGCGGAAGCGAUCUACUGUCCGUGCCGCUAGUAGCCGCGCGAAGAGGACCAAGGGAAGGCUCAGAUCCGAACAGGAUCAGGACGACAAGGACGUAGCUGUGAACAGUGUCGGCGCCGCUCCUUCCCCGGCAUCAAAGCUUCACAGCAAAUCUGAGAUCAAGUUUGAGGGAAAGACUGGGUCCGAGCCGGGCAGUGACAGUGGCGUCGCACUGCUCAACGACGAUGGCAUUGCAGAUGCUAUCGACGGCGCUACAAGCGCAAGCCCUUAUGAGCCGAGCCACGGUCAGGAACCCUCACCACAAGCUUUAGGCACUGGUGCGGCCUAUCUCUCGGAUCUCGGCUAUCACCAGAGCGGUCUACUAGCUCAUAUGGAUGACCCCCAGGCCACAGAGCUCCUCCAUCCCGGUAUGGUUCCAAUUGCUGCCGACGGGCUUUUCGGUUUUGAGCAGCGGUUGAGCCCCGGUCAGGUGGCGGAUUUGCAGGCAAGUCAUGAUUCCCAGGUACAGCGCUCUCAGCUCUCUCGCCUCCAGGCUCCGCAAAUGCUCCGCUACCAGACGACGUCCGUCAUGCCUGGCGACAACCUCCCCUUUGGUUACCUUGGCCCUACGCAGUUCAACCAGCACUUUCCAAUUGGCGCCUAUAAUGGGGUUCCUUUCUUCGAUCAACCACAGCUCAGCCAUGGUGUUGGGUAUGGCUAUCUGGAUGAAGAGAGCCUUCAAGGCGGGCUCGAUGGGCAGCACGAAUGGAUGGUCGAUGACGUCAAAAUCAAGAGAGAGGGCACACCAGAGAGCGAAGGACCGGCUGAGGCUAAGUGGCAGCCUGAGUGUGGGGAUGAGGUCAAACAAGACGGCGAGCCCUCGCUCGAGGAGAUCCGAGGCGCCACCUAUCACUGA
Diaporthe batatas is the source of this 1314-nucleotide messenger RNA. RefSeq lists its product as uncharacterized. Lineage: Eukaryota; Fungi; Ascomycota; Sordariomycetes; Diaporthales; Diaporthaceae. The transcript is spliced from 3 exons. The coding region runs from base 1 to 1314 and encodes 437 amino acids. The record is from RefSeq and is a predicted model, not a curated record.